GACGGUACGGCAGUCUGUCUCUCGGCCGGCAGAUAAGCAGGGAGGGGAAAAGUCGGGGUGGUAUGUUGAUCAUGGCGACAAAUUAAUGUGUAAAUACUUGAAUACUUGACAUACGUUUCAUCUCUUAUGACAGAAUGCCACGGGAGUUGACAAAUGAACGCCACACCCUUCUCUCUCUCUGAAGGGUAGGGACACAGACCCACCCCGGCUGAACUGUGAGGGGUAUGCAAGAAGGGGCUCGGAGUACCCGGAAAAAGCGUGAUCUACCCCAGGGAAAUAUUUCAAGAUGGUGUUCAGGGUGGAUACAAACAGUCCCCAUCCACAGGCAAACCCCCAGGGUGAUGGUUUGGAUGUACAUGUACACAACAGGAGAGAUCCCCGCCCCGCGAGUUUAGGAUUAUGGAAAUAUGUGCUGUGUGUCGUGGUGUUGUGUAUGGGUGUGCCGCAGGGUGGGGCCCAGAAUGCUAACCACAUCAUUCUGACCCCUCGGGGGAGGGAAGGAGAUCGCAUUGCUCAUUGUACCUGAAGUUGGAUUAGAAAACACAGCGUAUGAGGAAUUAGCGGCUGUCCUGCAGUUCGAGAGUGGGAUCAAUAUGUGGAUAUGUCUGCUGGACACCAAGACCGACGGACCACUGACCCCGGACAGUUUAGGGGAGACGGUCAUCAUGGGUCUUGAGGAGCUGACGGUCAAGGGGAUGAACGCAGAGGACGCCGCCAUCUUUGUGGCCGGCCACGGCCGAGGAGGGACUAUGCUCGCAACAUAUGUCGCCAUGGUACCCGACUUUUUCCGUGGAGUCAUCUUGAUGGGUACAUAUCUCAAACCACAGUUCAAGGCAUCGACAUUUCCGCUUCCUGUCAUGACGAUCACUGGAGACCUCGACGGGAUAUCCCGGAUAACGAGCGUGGCGGAAGCGUUUAGGUCACUGAGAGAUGACGUCACCUUUGACUCGGACCUCAUAUACCACAGCCCUAUGGUCAUCAUGGACGGCUUCAAUCAUGGCGUCUUCUCGUCCGGUGAACUUCCUGGAAAUAUGCAAGCUCUGGAUAUCAGCGCCGAAGGCUCGAUAGAAGACGGUCAGCGGCUGGUCGCCAACUGCACGGCGUUGUUCAUUGCCCACACGAUGAAGGCGCCCUCUGCUUUUGUAAACGUGGCCAAGAUUCUAUUUAGAGAAGCAUACGAGAAAGCAGUGUUCAUAACAAAGCCGAUCCUGGAGGUGAAGGAGAUGACACAGAACCCACAAGGGGAAUCCUACUUCGUCAGGGUGGCGCAGAAGUGGCUGUCAGGUCUCCAGGGGCAGGAGUCCACCAGGCUCAAGGUGGAGAGUUACAUUGUAGGGGAGGCUACUGAGAUUCCACCCUCGGUGUUAGCCGAACAACAUCAUUCUGUGGUCAUAACAUUCUCCGACGUGCUACGCCCCCAGACACAGGAUAACGAUGAGAAACCGGAAGCACCAUUUGAGAUAGCAGCCCGGAUGGUGAGCCCACAGAGAAUAAAGAAAGCGCUGGGAGAUACAAACAUCACCAAGUUGUAUACAUGCAGGGACCUUAAUUAUGGGUCCUACUUGACCGCAUACAACAAGGCAUCAGAAACAGCCCGCCGACGUUUUGACAACCGCCAUAAAGGCAUCAUUUUCCACACAGAUAUGUUGGUUCAGAGUGAUCUUGCCUGGAAACUCACUCAGCUUAUGGUAGAAAUCAAGGAGCAUGAGCUUCACGUGACCGCGAUCUCGUACAUGACGCCAAAUUUAGAAACUCUUGGAGAAAGAGCUGGUUUAUAUUACUGCAAAAUACUUCCUCCUGACAGAGCUAUAGAAUGGAUAUAUGUGGAUUCAUUGAGAUCAAAUAUGCCGUCUUGAAGGUCUUUGAGAAGUGUUCAGAGUUGACCAUGGAUGUGUUCGAGCUACGAUUCCGGGAUCAGCUGCAGAAACGUGUUCUAACGCCUACUUAUUGGUGUCGGCAAAAGUCGAAUGUGUCGAACUCAGAAGAGGGAACAGUGGAUUUGGGAUAGCAUCUGUUGAGAUUGAAACAGGCGUGGUGCAAGAAGGCACCGAAGAAUAUACCUCAUUCCAAACAGCAUUUAGGACAUGUUACGUUUAUGAGAUACUGCCGUUAUUAUCUGCUCAAAUGAACAUAAACAUUAAUCCAUUAUAUAAAUCCUUCAGCUGAUGGACGAUGGACAUUGGUGUUCAGUUUCAUUUGUUAGGUUUCGUUGUAAUAAAGAUGCAGUGGAGUAGCCAUCUGGUCAAAGUUGUUGCUCGCCAUGCCUGACACAAUGGUUCUAUUCUGCACAUGGACACCGUUCGUGAUCAUGCUUGGUCAGGGUUGAAUGGAAGGUCACAUGAAAAACAUUCACUCCAAUCAAUCACCAUAGACUUGCAUCAAAAUGAUAAACUAUAGAUUGAUCUUACAGCUUCCUGGAGGGUGUGAUUAGUUCUUGAAUGCAUAUUGCCUGGAUUCUGAAUAAUCUUUUUAGAUUCUGCAUGCUCUUUCUGGAUCCUGAAUGCUCUUGUCCUCUGACCUCAAAAUGUUUUAAAAUUUCAUGGAACUGACUUCGUCCAUAUUUAAGAACUCCUUUCAUCUUCCUUGCUUUCAAUACUUGACCUCGGGCACAGAUAUGUACACAGACACUGUCAGUGCCCCUACUGGAUUAAAACUAUGCAAGUUGUAUGAACUUCCAUUGUUGUCUAUGAAAGUCUACACUUCAAUUACAGAAACAUUAGUCAUAAAGACAGCAUUGUGUACAUGAAAUUCAGUGUGUGAUGUAACAUCAUUUGGGUUAUUAGAAAUUAGCGAUGAGUUUCAGUGAAAUUGUUCAUUUUUUGAGAGAAAUGUAUGCACGUUGAAACAUCAACCAUCCUCUACAUGAUCCAGACCUCCCAGAUAUAAGGGUGUAUAUAUGUUUUACCUCAACAUUCUAUAAUGACUUAUCUACUACAAUGCCGAUGCAUCUAAUCAGUGUUUGCUCCUCUCUAAAUCAUUCUUCUGUACAUGAAUUGAAGAAGAAUAUAUAUAUCAAAUGUGCCAUACAUUUUCACAAUAUUUGUGAUGCAUUACACAACAUUCUAUUUAUUGUUUGUUUCUUGGAACAACUGACUGCAUAAUUGUUGUAGCUGAUGAAAAUUGCAAUCAUGUAGCGAAUUGAGUAGAAUAUUGUUGGAAGUACUUUCAUAAUAAAUCAGAACAUUGUUUCA
Messenger RNA from Haliotis rubra (blacklip abalone), 3191 nucleotides. RefSeq lists its product as uncharacterized. The coding region runs from base 594 to 1856 and encodes 420 amino acids. The record is from RefSeq and is a predicted model, not a curated record. The transcript is spliced from 7 exons. NCBI's taxonomy places the organism in Eukaryota, Metazoa, Mollusca, Gastropoda, Lepetellida, Haliotidae. Gene Ontology annotation, molecular function: hydrolase activity.